AUGUUGAGAGUCGAGACCCUGCUCUGCACGCUGUGCCUGCUCCUCGCCGCGGCCGGGGCAGAUUUCAAGGCGCGGAACUGCAGCGAGGUCCGGGACGCCUGCGUCGGGAGAGGCUUCAGCUUCGCACAUGUUCCUCUGCAGGAGAUCUCAGGAGAACAUCUCCGUGUCUGUCCUCAGGGAAACACGUGUUGCAGCCAGGAAAUGGAGGACAAGUUCGGCCAGCAGAGUAAACAGGACUUUGAGAAUCUAGCGGAUGAAACGAGUCAUGAGUUGCGAAGCACCUUCGUUUCCAGGCAUAAAAAGUUCGACGAAUUCUUCCUGGAGCUGCUGGAGAACACGGAGAAGUCUCUCAACGAGAUGUUCGUAAGGACUUACGGCAAGCCUUACUUGCAGAACUCGGAGGUCUUUCAGAACCUUUUCGCCGAGCUGAAGCGCUACUACACGGGAGGCAACGUGAACCUGGAGGAGAUGCUCAACGACUUCUGGUCACGCCUGCUGGAGCGCAUGUUCACGCUGCUCAACUCCCAGUACGUCAUCACCGAGGACUAUCUGGAGUGCAUCAGUAAGUACACCGACCAGCUCAAGCCCUUCGGAGACGUGCCCAGGAAGCUCAAGGCUCAGGUUACCCGGGCAUUCAUCGCCGCACGCACGUUUGUCCAGGGGCUCUCCGUCGGUCGGGAAGUGGCCCACAGAGUAUCUAAGGUCAGCAGCAUCCCGGCUUGCAUCCGAGCGCUGACCAAGAUGCUGUACUGCCCCUUCUGCCAGGGGAUGCCCACGGUUAAGCCCUGUAAGAAUUACUGUCUGAACGUCAUGAAGGGCUGCCUGGCCAACCAAGCUGACCUGGAUCCAGAGUGGAACCAGUACAUCGAUGCCAUGUUGCUGGUGGCACAGAGGCUGGAGGGACCUUUCAACAUCGAAUCCGUCAUGGAGCCUAUUGAUGUCAAGAUUUCAGAGGCCAUCAUGAAUAUGCAAGAUAACAGUGCCCAGGUCUCAUACAGGGUCUUUCAAGGCUGCGGCCAGCCGAAGCCCGCAGGAAUGACUAGGUCUGCUCGCGGCGUUUCGGAUGUGUUCAAUGCCCGAUUCAGACCGUACAGCCCAGAGGAGCGGCCUACCACUGCAGCUGGCACCAGCCUAGACAGACUGAGGAUUGUCUGGAGUGCGAUGCAACACAGUGUUGUCGACAUAAAGGAGAAACUGAAGCUGUCCAAGAAGUUUUGGUCCAACCUGCCAAACGAGAUCUGCCUGGAGGACAAAGUGACCGCCGGAGAGGCCGACAAUGAGCAAUGCUGGAACGGCCACAGCAAGGGCAGAUACUUCCCUGAGGUCCAGAAAGACGGGCUAACCAAUCAGCUGAACAACCCUGAGGUCAGCGUGGAUAUCACCCGCCCGGACACUUUCAUCCGCCAGCAGAUCAUGGCUCUGAGGGUGAUGACGAACAAGCUGAAGAACGCCUACAAUGGAAACGACAUCUACUUUCAAGACUCAAGUGAUGAGGGAAGCGGCUCAGGCAGCGGCAGCGGCUGCUCAGACGCCUGCACCACGGACACGGACUUUACCCCCACCGAAGCCCCCGUGGUGGAGGCGGACCGGAGCGGGCCUGCGGACGACUCGGCCGCGGCGUUUGCCCCAUCGCUAGUCCUGCCAACCGUGAUGGCCGUCUCAGCCCUGGCACUCCAGCAACAGUGGAGAUAAUGCUUCGAGAACUGAAACUAAACUCGGACA
Molecule: messenger RNA, 1722 nt
Organism: Lampris incognitus (smalleye Pacific opah)
Lineage: Eukaryota; Metazoa; Chordata; Actinopteri; Lampriformes; Lampridae
Product: glypican-6-like
Exons: 10
Coding region: 1-1692 (563 amino acids)
Biological process (GO): cell migration; regulation of protein localization to membrane; regulation of signal transduction
Cellular component (GO): synapse; cell surface; extracellular region
Source: RefSeq, a predicted model, not a curated record